Messenger RNA from Myotis daubentonii (Daubenton's bat), 2076 nucleotides. RefSeq names its product parathyroid hormone 2 (gene PTH2). Gene Ontology annotation, biological process: neuropeptide signaling pathway. The record is from RefSeq and is a predicted model, not a curated record. Lineage: Eukaryota; Metazoa; Chordata; Mammalia; Chiroptera; Vespertilionidae. Gene Ontology annotation, cellular component: extracellular region.
ACUCCUCAGCCUGCAGGAGGAGAGAGCUGUGGGGGACUCAGGUCUCUGUUUACUGAGGAUGGAGCUUAGGUUUCAGGGUCUCAGGGGCUGGUCUGUGGUCAGGUGGAGGUAGGCUUGGAGGACACCUGGAUGCGACAGGGUCACUCGGGGCCCUGGGUCUCCUACCUGUUCAGGGGGGUCCGAGAUACCAGCAGGUGAGCGGAGCUGAGCGCAGAGACCAGUGAAUGCUGCAGAAUGGCUCUGGGCGGGGCAGCAGGAGGUAGGGUCCCAGGGCGCAGGUGACGCACCUGACCCCCUCCCUGGGGAUCCUGGGAGCCUAGCGACAAGCUUGGGAUCUUAAAGAGACAGAGCUAAAGUACAUUGCCUCCAGUCCUGACCGGUUGCUCAGUGGUUAGGGUGUCAGCCUGCAGACCCAAGGGUUGUGGGUUAGAUUCCUGGUCAAGGGCACGUACCUCCGCUGCGGGUUCCCCGGUCCCAGUUGGGGCACCUGCAGGAGGCAACCAAUCGAUAUGUCUCACAUCUAUGUUCCUCUCUCCCUCCCCCUCUCCUUCCACUCUCUUUAGAAAUCAAUGGGAAAAAAGCACAUUGUCUCUUGAGCGGGAAGGGAGUUAGGGACUGGCUUAUCUGGUGGAGGGAUGUGGCCCAACCGAGUGGAAGCCCCUGGUGCCAAACUACGCCAAGACCCAGGAGCCAGGAAUAGACAUCCCCAGGCCCCUCCUCCACCAGAAUCCAGGAAUUUAAACCCAGGAGCCUGAGCCCAGGCCCUGUCCCCCUCUUUUCUGGGGAAAUAGGAGUCCAGCUUCCCACAUCUUGCCAGAUUGUUACUGCCUUUGGGACUUCCCAACCUCUGCCCACCUUCCCACUGUGUGGAGUGCAUCUUCUUAAUAGGGUGGGUGUGGAUUGGGGUUUAUCUUCACAACACCCCACACUCCGCCCCGGGAAGGGCUAGGCACAUCCACGGGGCAGCUCGGGGCCCUGUCCCUGUCCCUGCUCCCCGAGCUCUGUAAGACUUUCCUGUCGUUUUCCCCGCCUUCACACCUCACCACACAACCCUUUGUCUCUCUCCCCUCUCCCCUUCCCUAUCUCACACUCUCUGAUUCCCUGCCUGCCGGGGCUUAUCUCUGGGCAUUUCUGUCCAGCUGGCUGUCCUUCCAUUUCCUUCUGUCUUUCCCAGAGCCUUUCCCUCCUCUCUAGCUGGCCCUCUUUGUCAAUUUCCUUUUCUCUCUUCCUCUUUUUUUUUUCUUCUGUCACAGUCUCUGUCCUUCUCAUGGUUACUUCACCUCUUUGUGUCUCUGCUUCUCCCUAUCAGUUCCUCCGUGUGGCUUUUCCAGUGUCUCUCUCUCUCUGUGUGUCUCUGGCUUCUGCUCUGAUGGUCCCUCUGCCCAUCUCUAUUUUUAUCCCUCUGACACACCCCCUGCGUCCACCUCUCUGUCUGUCCGUCUCUCCCCCUCCCGCGUCUGCUCAGGACCCAGCUCCUGGUCCCAAUUAGUUGAUCGCCGCCAAGGCAGCGGCGGGCCCCCCACCCCCGGCUCCUCAUUACAGCCGGAGGCUCCUAAUGAGCCUGGGGGGAGGCUGACCCCACGCCCCCGGCCCCUGGUCUGCGUCACUGCCCGCUGCGGGGGCUGCGGGAGGGAUAUAAGGGGGCUGCCUGCUCGCUGCCCAAGUCCACUGCGCGGUAGGGGCCCUGGGACCUGGCUGCUGGGGGUGGGUAAACUCUGGGGCUCGGGGCCAGGCCACCGGCCUCACGGAGCCCUUCCCUGUCUCUCCGCAGGUGAUGGAGCCUCGCCAGGUGCCCCGGAGCUCCCGGGCGCGGCUCCUGCUGCUGCUCCUGCUGCUGGUCCCCUGGGGCGCGCGCACUGCCGCAGGCGUCGCCCUGCCCCCCGCCGGGGUCUUCAGCCUCCGCACCCCGGGCGGAACCUGGGCGGCCCGGGCCAGCCCCCCGUCGCGGCGGAGCCUGGCCCUGGCAGACGACGCGGCCUUCCGGGAGCGCGCGCGGAUGCUGGCCGCCCUGGAGCGCCGCCGCUGGCUGAACUCCUACAUGCACAAGCUGCUGGUGCUGGACGCGCGCUGAGCGCC